This is a messenger RNA of Candidula unifasciata, 237 nucleotides long. NCBI's taxonomy places the organism in Eukaryota, Metazoa, Mollusca, Gastropoda, Stylommatophora, Geomitridae. The record is from the annotation of a GenBank genome assembly.
AAGUGGUCAAAGGGCAAAGUUCGUGACAAGCUCAACAACUUGAUCCUCUUCGACAAGGCCACUUACGACAAACUGUACAAGGAGGUGCCCAGCUACAAGCUGAUUACUCCGUCUGUGGUGUCUGAGAGAGAAUUACAUUCAAAAGGGUUGAUUCACUUGGUGUCCAAACACAACUCCCAGUUGAUCUACACAAGGGCCACCAAGGGAGACAAGGAUGAAGCACCAGCAGAAAAAUAA